AUGGCACCGCUGACCUACAAAGAUGUGGCCCUCGAGUCCAUCCUCAAACUUUUGCAGGAGAAUCCUCGCCAGAAGCCUCCGCAUCUGUUCACCAUCCGCAAGCACUUCAAGCAAACCAUGGACGAUCUCGAACGCCAGCUUUCGCCGUCGUGGGCCAAGAUUCUCCACAGAAGACUUAAGGAGAUGGCCAGCAAGGAAACUCUCGUCUCCGAUCCCAACAGCAUGAGAUUCGGCUUCAGCCCCGUCGCCAAGCGCGGACUUCUCUCGACCCCUAUUAGCUCGCCCAAGAAAAUCCCUCAGCUGGUCCAGGAAUUCUCGACCCCGAAGCGUAAGCGCGGCUCGCCCCAGGGUCUGUCGAGCGUGCGAUCAUCCGUCACCGCCUCUGGCUCGACCUCGGUCCCGCGCGUUACCAAGCGCACCCCUAAAACCCCGGUACAGACCCCUCUCAGGGGCAAAGGGCAGCCUAGCUCUUCUCUGCCGGGCACUUCUGGCCGUUCCCUCUUUGAUCUCGAUCACGACGACAACAUCGAGGACGACUACCACGACACCUUUGAGCGGUGCCAGGACCUCGAGCGCAGCCUCAAGGAUGCGCAGGAGCGGCUCUCUGCCAUGAAAGAUAUAGAACGCCAACUCCAGGACGCCCUCUUGGAAAAGGAGGUCCUGCAGCGCCAGUACAACGCCCUCAUAAUCACCCGUCGCAGCGAGCCGGUCAUCUCUCGCGAGAUUGUCUCGGGCCCCGUCCUGGGCGACUCGGUCCUCGACAGCAUGGCCAUGCACGACGACGAAGCCUUUUUCGAUGCCGGCGACGCCCUCGAUGACAACGACGACAACGAUAUUAACGACGACAACGACGAUAAUGACGACAACGACACCGAAGUCGGACAUGCCUACAGCGAUUACGCACACGACGUCUCCGACGAUGGCACCCGACAGGUGCCCCAGGGCACAUGCUCGCAGCGCUCCGUCGUUAGCGACAUCAGCAGUGCCAUCGAAGACACCACUCACUUUGAAAAGCCCAGCGAGAGCCACGGCAGCAGCUCACGCGGGCCUGCCCAGCUGAUUCCGAGCAGCAGCGACCUGAUCCCGUCCCUGGUGGCGUCCUCCAGCGACUUGCCGCACUACUCGCACCUGUGCGGCUCGGAGAUGCAGACCUCGGAGGAGCGGUUUACUGCUGAAGAGCGCGAGAGUCUCAUGCGCCAGCUCGAGCACUACAAGGCCACCCUGUCCGAGAAGGAGGCGCAGUACAACCGAGCCAUCCAGGACGUCAUGCGAGCGCACGAGAACCGCCAAAAGAGCCUGUUUGAGCAGCUCGAGCGCCACGAAGAGGAGCACCGAAAGGGCGCCACCUCCAUGGUCAACCUGGCGCUCUCGAACAGCAAGCUGGCUGCCGAGUGCGACGAGCUCACCCAGGAGCUGUCCAUGUGCCGAGCCGAGAUCGGAACCAUGAGGCUCUCCAAGGACACCAUUGCCAUCGAGGCCGAGGGCCUCCGCAAGUCUCUCAAGGACGCUCAAGAGCAAAUCGCCCGCAUCCAGGACGACUCGCGCAAGGCGCAGAUGGUGCUGAUGGAUCGUAUGACCGAAAAGGAGAGCGACAUCACCGAGCUCCAGACCCGGAUCCAGUCUAUGCUCCACAACCAGGACGAGCGCCGAAACAAGGCCGACGACCGGGUCGUUGAGCUCCAGCGCCGCCUCGAUGCCAAGAGCGCCGAGGUUUCGACCAUCCAGAAAGCCUCCGACAGCCGUCUCCAGGACCAGUCCGCCCACCUCGAUCGCCUGAUUGCCGAGCUCUCUGACAUGAAGCAGCUCCUGGAGAAGCAAGAGGCUCAAUCGCACCACCACAUUCAGUCGCUCGAGUCCCAGCUUAGCGUCGCCGGUGGCCUCAACAGGGAACUCCAGAGUUCGUCCGAGAGUCUCAAGCGCAAGCUCGACACCGUCACGCACGAAGGCAGCCUCCAGCUGACCGAGAAGCAUCAGGAUGUCGAGCGGCUGCAGGGCGAGCUGCAUGUCGAGAAGGAGAAGAACCUCGAGCUCAACACUAGCAUCAAGGCCCUCCAGACGACCGUCGCUACCCUGGAGCGCGAGAAGACCCAGUGGCUCGCGGCGCUGCGGGCUCUCGAGUCGGACAAGCAUACCUCAUCCCAAGCCCAUGUGGACCAAGUUAGCGAGCUCACCAAGACCAACGCCUCCAUCGCGCAGUCGCUGCACGAGUACCAGCAGCGAUGCCAGGAGCUCGAGCAGGCCCUUGCGGCCCGCGAAAGCGCUCUCCAGACCCUGCAGGCCGCCAUCGAGACUGCCAAGGCCGCCCAUCGGGCAGAGCUGGCUCGAAGCGCGGAGCAGCAGUCUCAAAAGGAGCAGGAGCUCUCGAAGCAGAUCGCUGUUGCCCAGGACAAGAUCAUAACGCUCCAGACCAAGAUCGAGCGCGACCACCGCCGCCAUGUCCAGCUGCAGGAGGAGUACGAGCGCUACAAACACGAGCAAAAGACCCGGUACGACGAGCUCAACACCCGAUACCAGCUCGUGGUUCUCGAGUCCGGCGAUCUCGGAACGGUCAACGACGCGGCGCGCCAGGAGCUCGACAGCCUCCGACGCCAGAUCGACAGGCUUGAGGACGAAGGCCGCACCACCGAGGCCAAGUACGCCCUUGAGACCGCCGACCUGCAGUAUGAUCUAUCGAUCGAGCGAAAUCAAAAGUCGAUGCUGCAGCACGAGCUGCGCGAGCUCAAGACCCGCCUGCAGCAGAUCCAAGACAAGGCCCAGAGCCGCGAGAGCGAGCUGCAGCAGGAGCUUGAAGCCCACAAGAAGCAGGAUCAGGUCCUCAGCACCGAGACACAGUCACUGAGAAGCCAAAAGUCGCAGCUCGAGAACGAGAUCCAGUCUCUUCGCGCGUCCAUCGAGUCUCUCCAGGCAGAGUCGCAGCAGCGCAGCCAGGAAUACGAGAAGCAGCUGGAUCUUGCCAAGGUGCGCGAGAACGCCCUGAUGGACGAGAUCGAGGCAUACGAGGAGCGGGCUCAGACCUGGAAACAGAAUGCCGCCGCUGGCAAGGACAAGUCGAUGUCGAUGGUCAGCAACGCACUCCCGGUGCUGCAAGACAUGCAUCUCAGACAGAAGCAGCUGGCCGAAGAUGCCGCCAAGCUCUCUCUGCUUUUGUCGUCGUUCAAGGAGGCCCUUUAA
This is a messenger RNA of Polychytrium aggregatum, 3171 nucleotides long. RefSeq lists its product as uncharacterized. Lineage: Eukaryota; Fungi; Chytridiomycota; Chytridiomycetes; Polychytriales. The coding region runs from base 1 to 3171 and encodes 1056 amino acids. The transcript is spliced from 8 exons. The record is from RefSeq and is a predicted model, not a curated record.